ACAAUGUUUUACAAUUUUACAUUAUGAUGGGUUCAUAUUCAUAAUAUUUAUGGAAAGUGGAACUUGUAACUGGAAGUCAUUGAAUUUUGAACAAUAAAUACUGAAGUGUUAAAAUAUUUGGUAAACCUCAAUAUUUUAGAUAAGAUCGAUAUCAUUUUCGACUUCAUAAACACAGUAAAACGAAAUCAUAAUAUUAUAUCGACGUGUUUUAUUAAAUCCUACGACUAUUGUGUAAUUGGGAUGGAGACAUUAGAUCAAACAAUAUCUAGCCUUUUUUUGGGCAUUAAAGUUAAACCUGGGCCUAUUGAACGCUUCAAAAUAGAAAAUUAUACACUGAAUCACACUGUAUCUAAUCUGAAAUCCGAAGCCGAAAAGAAGACAGAAUUACCAUCAGCAUCUCUGGAACUCAUAUACCAUGGCAAGAUACUGAAUGAUGAUGAGACACUGCAGGAUAAUGGAAUAAAAAAUGGUGAAAUGAUUCAUGUUGUAAAGAAAAAGGCACAAAACCCGACCCCACCACCUCCAACAUUUACUGAUGCUGCAUUAGCAGGCUUGAACUGUACAUUAAGAACCUUAGGAUGCACACCAAAUGCACUAGGAUGGACAAGAGCAAUGCAGCUAUUAAACAACGAAUCUGUUAUGGAUGAGAUCAUUGACAACUAUCCAUCACUCGCUGAAGACUGCACAGCGCUAUCAAUCCUUCACGAAGUAGAAUUGUUAGCAGCACUUGGAGCUGAUGUUCAGACCAUGAGGCGUGGAGCCCAAGCGCAUCCAGACUUGCCGAACGCGUUGCGCCAUCUGUUGAGACUUUUGUGCACAAGUUGCCAUGCUACAACUUCGGAUACUACACCUACAUCGGGAUUUGCGUACUCUCUCGAGGCCCUAUCUGAAGAUGAGGAUGCUGAAGAAGAAGAAACUGAGGAGACUGAAUCCAGGAGUACCAUCACACAGGCCCAACUAGCUGCUGCUCUACAGGCAGCAACAGAAAGUGUAGUUUCGACCAGUCAAUCGGGAGUGCGCCGCCGUGCCAAUCAGAACGACCUGAUCAGACUACUGAACGAGACGGGCAGACCUGAACAAAACUCCUCUACCCAAGAGACCACUGGUGCGAGUAGCAGUGAGCUAAUGAUCACCCCAGAGAUGGUGAGCCGGGCGAUAGCAGACGUUGUGAACCGAUACGGCCGGGACUUUACUGAGCCGGCGUCGACUCCCCUACCCAUGGAACAGAGUGCAGCAGCAUCGUCGUCCCAUAGUCCGGUGGAGAGAAACGAAGGCAACGAGGAUUACUCAACUCAACUCAGCCACAUGCGAGAAAUGGGCUUGCUUGACGACCGGCUCAACGUGCGCGCUCUGCAUAUAUGUUCUGGUGAUGUCAACGCAGCCAUUAAUUUGGUGUUUAGUGGAGCCAUAGGAGACGAUUAACAUACAGAGUUGCGUCAUAUAGGCGGUGCUCUUGGCAAAACAGUUACUUCUAACAAAUCUAUAUAUUUUGACAUUGACAUAUAAAAAGUUAACCUAUUAAUAAAAUAAUUUUUCAAGGACUAAAACCCCUGUAAUGAAACUAGAAUUUUAAAUUAGGUUUACGUAAAUCAUUUGAAAUUUGUAACAUGCGCGUUAAUGAAAGAAAAUAUUAAUAAGAAACAUUUUUAGGUCAUCAUGCAAACUAUGCACAUGUUAAUUUUGGCAAGUGCUACAAUAAACAUUAACAUAAAAAAAUAAAACUCCACCACUUUGUCAACAUUUUAAUUAUAAUUUAUCUCUCAUUUAAAUACUGUUAUCACUAUAAUAAUAUCACUGGAUAAAUCCUUAAGGGCAAGAAAUAAACGAUAUUUAUGUCAUAUUAUAA
This is a messenger RNA of Leptidea sinapis, 1846 nucleotides long. RefSeq names its product ubiquitin-like protein 7. Gene Ontology annotation, molecular function: polyubiquitin modification-dependent protein binding. The record is from RefSeq and is a predicted model, not a curated record. Gene Ontology annotation, cellular component: cytosol. NCBI's taxonomy places the organism in Eukaryota, Metazoa, Arthropoda, Insecta, Lepidoptera, Pieridae. Bases 241 to 1422 code for a protein of 393 amino acids. The transcript is spliced from 9 exons. Gene Ontology annotation, biological process: ubiquitin-dependent protein catabolic process.